AUGGUAUGGAGCGUUGUGCAAGAUAUGCCUUUAGAUCUAAGCUGUCGUGGCUCUGAGAGGAAACUAAAUUUGCUAAAUCCCACGAAAUUUCAAAGAUGUUUGCCCUGUCAGACGUGUGGCAAGAAUUUUGAUAGACCAUCGUUGCUGAAAAGACAUCUGCGGACUCACACAGGUGAAAAGCCGCAUGGUUGCACCGUGUGUGGAAAAAUGUUCAGCACGAGUAGCUCCUUGAACACACACGUAAGAAUUCACACUGGAGAACGUCCGCACGAAUGUCCCAUUUGCGGGAAACGUUUCACUGCAUCCUCUAAUUUGUAUUAUCAUCGAAUGACGCAUUAUAAGGAAAAACCGCAUAAAUGUAACGAGUGUGGCCGCUCUUUUCCAACGCCUGGUGACUUAAGGGCUCACGGAUAUUCUCACACUGGUAACUGGCCGAUGCGAUGUUCUGUUUGCAAUCGGGGAUUCUGUAAGCCAGCGGCUUUGCAUCAUCACAUGCAACUACACAAUGGAGAUCGAUCCCAUCGUUGCAGUGUAUGCAAGAAACAGUUCUCCAUGGUCACCAGCUUGCGAUCCCAUGAGCGAUCUCACGAUCUAAACGCGUCAAUUCGAAGUAUCGUGAACUGUGCCAACGUGGAAAACAAUACAACUAUGGGCGCCAUUACGUUUGACGAUGUGAGCAGAACUUAUUUGCAAGUUCCUGCAGCUUACUCAUGGACCUCCUGGAUACCUUUACAGUAUACCAAAUAA
Molecule: messenger RNA, 747 nt
Organism: Dufourea novaeangliae
Lineage: Eukaryota; Metazoa; Arthropoda; Insecta; Hymenoptera; Halictidae
Product: zinc finger protein 239
Exons: 5
Coding region: 1-747 (248 amino acids)
Cellular component (GO): nucleus
Source: RefSeq, a predicted model, not a curated record